Molecule: messenger RNA, 3967 nt
Organism: Bacillus rossius redtenbacheri
Lineage: Eukaryota; Metazoa; Arthropoda; Insecta; Phasmatodea; Bacillidae
Gene: sosie
Exons: 5
Coding region: 1-624 (207 amino acids)
Source: RefSeq, a predicted model, not a curated record
AUGGCGGCUCCCUGGAGGCUGGUGGACGCUCCCUGGGCGUCCCUGGUCGUGCUGGCGGCGGUGGCGGCGGCGACCGCCCACGGCUCGCACACGGCGCGCCUCACCUUCGGCACCACGUUCGGCAACACCAACGUCAAGCCCAACAACUCGUACACGCCGCCCACGCGGCCCCCAGUGCUAGACGCGCCGGAGGAGGCUCGCUCUUCGAGGCUCACGACGUUCGGCAGCAUCAACCCCAAACCCCAGAAUAGCACUAGCACCGUGCGCGGCAAGGACUGCAAGCAGGACCGCGACUGCGCCGGCCUGCAGAACACCACGUGCCAGGUGGACCCGCGCGACCAGAAGAGGCGCUGCCUGUGCUUCGACAAGAGCGGCCCGCAGAACGGCGCCUGCACGCACUCGCGCAAAGGGCCCAAGGCGCCGUGCAGCGCCGACCAGGAGUGCAUCAGGAACGCCGUGUGCGUGCCGCACAACGCCUCGUCGACCGUCAGCCAGAAGCUGUGCCAGUGCCGCGGCUUCUACGACGAGGAGGACCACGAGUGUGACGGCGGCAGGAUGAUGGGCUUCGCGCCGGCGUGCCUCGCUGUCACGGCCCUGGUGGUCGCCUACCACGCGUGGCUCUAGAGGCGGCGCUGCCACGUGGAGAACAACACGCUCUCUCCGGACUAACAACAAAUAGAAGACAUAUUCCUCUCUCUUUGUUGCUGCGCUUACUUCCAGAUCGUUUCAGAGUUUCGCGGCAGCUCCCUGCGUGUUUUGGUGGCAUAGCUGACGGUGCUUUGUAGCAUUCUUGAUGGCGUACGUACUACUUCACCACGAAGUUAAAUUUUUUAGAAUUUUAAAUGUGAAAGUGCAUCGUUAACUUUUAAACGAACAAAAUCACUUCAUUUGUAAACAUUCUUUUUUAAAGUCAUAACUUUCGUUAGAAUGUAAAAAUUUCACCUAGUAACUAUCAGCUAUGCUUCUAACUAAUUUUCAUUUACAAAUAAUAUGUCAAAGUUAUAAUCCUUUAAAAUUUUCUUAAUUUUACCUGAGCCAUAAGUACAUUUAAAUAUGUGUAAAAAUGUAUAGUAGGUGUGGUGUAUAAAUGUUGUAUGUCUAUCCAGAUAUUACUUAUCAUGCUAUUUAUGAAUGUUAUUGACUAUUCUUAAGAUAUAUUCGCUUUAUAUUUGCAUGACAUGCUGCAGUUACCUGUAAAAAUAAAUUACAUUUUAAUGCAAUUUUUUAACACAAUGAAAUUUUUAUACGACAUUUAGUAUUCUUUGUAAUACUGGAAUAGUUCAAUAAACAUAUUAAAAUAUAAAACCUUGUUUUCGAGAAGAUAAGUAUAGGCACUUUCAAAUAACUUCAUUCCAAUCUACAUUCAUAAUAUUGUUAAAACAUUGAAUAAAAUGAGAACAAAUAAUUUACAACUUAUUAAGAAUUAAGGAUUUUCCUUAGCAGUCUCUUUUAUUCUUAAAAAGCUGCUAUGCAACAUUUUGAAAUGUAUAUUAAAAUAUUUUAUGUUAAUUUUAAUAGACUAAUAUAAAAACACUAACUUAUCUUUCUAUUGAAGUUAUAUUUUGUGUAUAAUAUUUCUGUUAAUAUACAUGAGAAUAAAUACACAAAAUUAUUAUGAAGACGUAAAUAAAUUUAUUAUGACUUGUUAACGUACUUUAGAUUAGUUAGCGGUAGGAACUCGUUGGCUGUGCUUGCAAUGAUAAUAUGAGAUUGUUAAGAAUCUAUCUAUAAAACCGCACUUUCCCAGGAAUCAAGUAAUCGACAAUAUCCAAAACAUACAAUAAACAUUAAUGGAUCAGUUAUAUUGCAUAAAAUCACCUAUAAAAUCAAUAUUUUGGUAGUCGCCAUUUAUUUGAGUUAUUAAUUAAUGUAGAGUUAUAAGUAACAAGUGUUUUUUAUUCACAUCUAUAAAAAAACGUAGACACCAUCACGCAGAUCUAUGACAUACUAUUCGCAGGUCAUUUAAAGUUCUCUUUGUGAAGGUUAGAAAUCGUUAACCUUAAAAUAUUCUUCCGUUACCCUCUUUCGGCAUUAUAUUACUGAAAUAUUAUUAUUAGAAGUGGAUAUUACAGGUCCGGAAAGGAUAGCCCAAUCAACUGACUAGAGUGUUAUUUGUUACCUAAUGUUUGCUGUAUUCGUUAAGUUACAAUAAUUUAAUUGUUUGUCUACAAAUUAAUCACUCCUUACCAUAAUUUAUUAUCCCCAUUGGAGCUCGGCUGGACAGUGGCUCUCUCUACUGCUUAUAUCUUACCGGGCACCACUGUAUCAGCACCCUGCCUGCACUACUCACUCGUCCGCCGCACACACAACACCCGGAUGCACCACGAGGCCUGUCGCUCGCCGUAUCGCUCACCAAGGGGCCACCAACUCUUCACUCCACUGCUCUCACAGGUGUCCCCACAGCCUCUCUCUCUCCCACUACUCGCCGCAGGCCGUCCUCCGUCUUAACUACCUGCCAGGUCCCAGCCUGGGAAGGUCUCGUAGCCCUCUCGUAGUGUCGCGUCAUCAGAGUCGACCUAACAUUCGAAGCCUCGAGAACAAUGGUGUCCUAGUUACGCCACUUCACGCAGUCGGGGCUCUGAGAAACACUCGAGAGAUAGGAAGAGAGGCGCCGCUCCUUAUCGGAUUCCCGCAGAGGGACGGGUGCCAAUGUCCUGAAGGGAAGACAUCCCCUUGAACGCCCUGCUGGCUGGCGCGCCAAGUCGACUGGCCCGCCUCACUGCACCACCUCUAGUAUCCCCGUAACAAUAUCAUAGAGUAAAAACUUCUUGAUGUGAUUCAAAGCGCAGACAUUUUUAAGAUCGUGAAUUCUGCACUCUUGGUUUUGGUCUCAUGUACAAUUUGGCGCAGAUGAAGACACAGAACAAAUAUUCAUCACUGCAUGCGUUAUAUCUUUACACAUGAAAUAAUACGCCCCAUCAGACCUCGUGUAGAUGCGCUAGUAAUUGGGAACCUCGAAGGGGAUGAACAACCAAGAGAGCAUGUCUUUCUUCAUUUACAUAAGUUAGAAACUCUCUGGAGCCUUUCAAAUUAAAUGCGCUAUUAUUUUUAAAAAAAUUUAUUCUUUCAACUGCUUCUACACUUGCAAUCUCGGACUAUAAUUGUGACACUACGUGAAUAUUUAACUUACGUGAUAUGUAUAUUAGCAAUAUCUGACUUUUGGGGCAUCACGUCAAAUUGGUAACACGAAACAACUUUUGUCGGAAAAAAUUAUUCCUGGAGACACUUUAUUGUGACAGUGCGCGUAAUGAUCUACUGCAUCUUACGCCCGAUUAGAUCAGCCUCAAUACGAGCAGAAAUUAAGUGUUGCCUACUCUUCAGAAAGAAAAAAAGAUAUUCUGGUUAAUUGUGUUAGUGUCAGAGUGUUGUAAUUAUUUAAAUAAAGUUAUAAAAAUGCGUUUCAAAAGUACACACGUAUGGUUGGUUCUGUUAACCAAAACUCGUCAAUUUUCGUUUAAACACAAUUCUACAUCGCAUUCAAAAAUUUAUCGCAUUUUAGUCUCUCUUUAGUUAUAUGUAAUUUAAAACUAAAGUACAAUAAUCUAUUAUUCAUAUGACAGACGAAUAUAUUUAUUAUUAAUACAAAAUACGUGAGUUUCAUAUACAUAAACUUUGAGUUAAAAAAAAUGAAAAACCCGCUUUUAUCAUUGAAUAAACUAAAAAUAAAAUUCAAAUUUAAAUUUAUUCACCAACAGCCAAAUAAUGCACCACAGCUCUAACUAAAAACGUGGGGUUCUCGAUAUCGUUUGUCUUAAAUUUUCUAUCAGUAUUAACAAUAUGAUUUGUAAUAGAUUUAUAUCACUAACUUUAGGAUAACUUAUAGUCAAUGCGAAAAUUUUAGAAUAUAGAAAAUUCGAAAAUUUUAGGAUAAAGACAUUACGAAAAUGAAUAUAUGAGCUUUAUAAAAAAAUUAACUUAAAUUAGUAAUUGGGUCUUCCAGGUGCGCAAAUCUGUAGGAUUCGCAAGU